AUGGAUUCAGAAGAAGUGCAAGUAGAUGAGAAUGCACACACAGGGUGCUUCAUCUUUAAACCUUCUAAACGAUACGACGAUGAAAUAGACCACAGACCGCGGAAAAGACGCAAAAGCGACAAAUCCACUGCGCAAAAGACUACGUCACAUGAAGAAUGCACAUGGCCCAGCCUUCUGGGAGGCCGGGAACCUCCCACUGCAGUACAAUUGCGGCAAGACAAGUUUCGACAAGUAUGGACGAAACAGCAGGCGAAGAUCGACGAAAUAGUAAACGACGUUGACAAACAGUUUCUGGACGACAUAUUGGAAUAUGUACGCCACGAGAAGAACAACCCUUCUUCACAAGGUCGGGUCAAGACCGGAUUGAUCCUCUGUGGACCGGGAAAGAAUGCACAACGCGACCUAGUUCAAGGAUGGAAAAGGAGACGAUCACUGGACGCUGCAGAACUUUUCAUUCCGCUUCAACCCAGUUACGCACCGAACUUACAAAGUGCGCUGAAGAAUGUGAUUCGAAUGGCAAUAUGCCGAGAAGACAAAGAAGGAGCCGGAGAAGAAGGGUACACGAAGUUUCUGGCGGCUCAUAAGGCGUUGAUACCAAUGAACUUCGACCUGGAACUCCUCUGGCGGUAUGUCGAGAAGAACGCGAUAUCGAGAGUCAUGGUAUAUAUAUCAGACGUGGAGACGUUCGACACGAACAUUCUCUCCGAAUUGAUUUCAACCUUCAGUUCCUGGUCCGAUCGCAUUCCGUUCAUACUCCUAUUCGGCAUAUCUACGAUGGUGGAAUUGUUUGAGUCUCGUCUUUCCAGAUCAACCGUUGCACUGUUGGAUGCAGAGGUAUUCGAGCCACGCCAACCUCAAAAGCGGGUAGAUCCCCUCUACGAGAUCUACCAUGCAAUCCAACACGACGACGACGCAGAGCUAUUCCUCGGCCCUUCAGCGCUCAAUGUCCUGGCAGAACUUGCACAAGAUCAAAGCACGACGGUGGAAAGUUUCACUCGAGCUAUCAAAUACGCGUUCAUGUCUCACUUCUUCGCGAAUCCACUGUCAGGGCUGCCCUCGAGCCCAAAUACGGAGGAGGUCUGGUCCCCGGCCAUCUCCCAGGCAAUCCGCAACACAGCCGGAUUCAAAAACCUCUGCGAAUCCCUGGCCACAGGUGACAAGGACCAAAGGACCCAAGCCCGCACCUUACUUACCUCCGAUGAGACCCUACAAACCGCUGCCGUUGAAGCAAUAGAAACCGGACAACAACGCCUCCGCUCCGGGCUCGCAGCCAUCGACACACUGCAAAAAAUCUACCACGACCUCCUAAAACUCGACGCCCUCACAACUCUGGAGAGCGAGACGCGGCUCCUCGCCUAUCUCCCAAAUUUAACGCAGUCAGAAAUAUACGAAGCAAUUGAGACGACAAUGGCAGAAAGGACGUCAGCCGUGGACUCCAAGCUCUUCAUCACCGGCGCCUGCCAGAUUCUAAGUGACCUACGCAAUUGGCAGCCCAUCGAGACGCAUGCGUUUGAUACCGAAAUUCCAACGCUCAACGAUAUAUCGGCGGCCCUAGAAGGAGACGACAACGACGAUGCUACCUUCGCUGAUGAAAACUCUCCCAUCAAAGCAUUCCAGACUCUUCUGGCCAACUAUCUAACCGCUCGAACCUUGUUCUCUUCUGCAACAGCACUGGCAGCAGAUGAUGCAUCAGCUUCUCCAUCAACACCAAAUCCAUUCAACACCACCACUUUCAUGGGUGAAUCCUAUACUUAUAACCUCAAAUACCCGCUCUUCGCGAUCCUACACGCCCGAGCACGUUACGCGCACGAACGCGCCCUAACCCGACCUGCAGAUUACCUUGGCUGCGACUGCUGCACUAUAGCAAAAAACCCAGGAUCCACCGCCACCUUGCAUCUCGAUGCCUCCUCGUUACCGCCUACUAGUCUACUCUUGCGCAUGCUUAAUGAAGCAGGCAAUGUCGUGAAUGUGUGUGACCUGUGGGAAGCGUAUCGGGAUCGUAUCUCGCCCACACUGAGAGCUGGCCAGCCGAAAGGUACUCCGAAUGAUGACAACAACGGCGAUGACGCUGAUGCUGACGCUGACGCUGCCGAUGGCAACGGCUUAGAAGAAGCCACGGAACGAAAGGCCCUGGCGCUCUUCUAUCGCUCGCUAGCAGAGUUAAGGCAGUUGGGGUUCGUGAAGACGAGCAAGCGGAAGCCGGGGGUCGAUUGUAUUGCGAAGGCGGCGUGGAUAGGUUUAUAA
Molecule: messenger RNA, 2244 nt
Organism: Rhinocladiella mackenziei CBS 650.93
Lineage: Eukaryota; Fungi; Ascomycota; Eurotiomycetes; Chaetothyriales; Herpotrichiellaceae
Exons: 2
Coding region: 1-2244 (747 amino acids)
Biological process (GO): DNA replication; DNA replication initiation
Cellular component (GO): nuclear pre-replicative complex; DNA replication preinitiation complex; nuclear origin of replication recognition complex
Molecular function (GO): DNA replication origin binding
Source: RefSeq, a predicted model, not a curated record